CUUCAAAACGGACAGAGUUUACGGAGUACCCAGUUAUUAUUGACCCGUUGCCCCCCGUCACCACUACCACCAGACACCAAAACACCAAUUCGCAAUGUCCUCCCCCGACGACCUGACCGAAGGGGAGCCGCCCGCCAUUGACCCGUACGAGGUCCUCGGGCUGGAGCGGACCGCCUCGCCCGACGAGAUCAAAUCCGCCUACCGCAAAGCGGCGCUCAAAACCCACCCGGACAAGGCGCCCCAAGACGAGAAAGACGAAGCCAAAGAGCGCUUCCAGCAGGUUGCUUUUGCCUACGCUGUGCUCUCCGACCCAGCCCGACGCAAGCGCUACGACGAGACGGGCUCGACCUCGGAAGCGGUCGUCGACGCCGACGGCUUCAGCUGGUCCGAUUUCUACCGCGAGCAGUUCCGCGACGCCGUUUCAGAGGACGCGAUCGCGCAGUUUGCGGCGCAGUACAAAAGCUCUGACGAGGAGCGCGCCGACGUGCUGGCCGCGUACGAGGAGUUUGAGGGCAACAUGGACGCCGUCUACGAGCAUGUCAUGCUGAGCAGCGUGCUUGAGGACGACGCACGGUUCCGGGCCAUCAUUGACGCCGCCGUCGAGGCAGGCGAGGUGUCGCGGUUUGACGCGUACGCAAAGGAGACGAAGAAAUCUAAACAGGCGCGCGUCAAGGCGGCGAAGAAGGAGGCGCAGGAGGCGGACGAGUUGGCCAAGGAGCUCGGGGUCUACGAGAAACUGCGCGGCAGCGGCGGGAGGAAGAAGAAGAGCGCCAAGGACGCAGAGGCUGAUCUGGCGGCACUCAUUCAACGGAAUCAGGCGUCGAGGGCGAGCGCGCUGGAUAAGCUGGCUGAGAAGUACGGGGCUGUCCCGCCCAAGGGUGGCAAAGGGAAGAAGAGGAACGCUAAGGAGCUGGAGCCGGACAUUUCGGAGGAGCAGUUUCAGGCUAUACAGGCGGACAUGAUGAAGAAGACGAAGCGGAAGUGAGGAGCUGCUGCGCACGACUGGGCUUGGAGUAUGGGUUCGACAUUACGGAGGUCUGGUAUUCGGCGUUUCGGGCGAGGCAUCUAGGACCGGCAUGGCGUCAAGGUACAUGGUAUUGGCGGGGGGACCUAAGGCUUUUAUCACAGUGCAUUUGAACUUUCCGCCAGGUUACGGAUAGAAAUCAGAGAAAUGCUCCACUGAUGUGUUGACAAAAG
Messenger RNA from Parathielavia appendiculata, 1197 nucleotides. Its product is annotated as DnaJ-domain-containing protein. The transcript is spliced from 2 exons. Lineage: Eukaryota; Fungi; Ascomycota; Sordariomycetes; Sordariales; Chaetomiaceae. Bases 95 to 985 code for a protein of 296 amino acids. Gene Ontology annotation, molecular function: heat shock protein binding. Gene Ontology annotation, cellular component: cytoplasm; nucleus. The record is from RefSeq and is a predicted model, not a curated record.